GAGAUGGAGAGGAACAGGCCAUCCAUGGAGAGGUCUCUGGAGGUCCGAGAUCCUGGUCUAGAUCCCGGUCUAGAUCAACAGGGGGGUCUAGAGGGGGGUCUGAAGGAGUUGGUUUUGAAGUGGUUCACAGAGACACAGGCAGCAGAACUGGCACAUAAUGGACAUUUUCCUGACUGGUUUCAAGGAUUUGCGACGAGGAAAGAGGCUGAAGAGCAGCUGAAGGAGAAAGAUGUGGGUGUGUUUCUGGUCCGACUGAGUGAAAAAGCUUUUGGAUACGUCCUCUCCUACAAGGGAGAGGAGCGAUGCCGCCAUUUUGUGAUCUCCCAAAGUCCAGAGGGUCAGUUCUGUAUCACAGGAGAUGAGCUGCAGCACAACAGUUUGUCUGAGCUGAUUGAGCAUUACAAGGUCUGUCCCAUUCAGCCCUUUGGAGAACGCCUCACCAACCAGGAGGAGCAGGGGGAGCAGGAAGAGACCUCAGAUCUGUAUGAUUCAGUGAAUGUAAAUAAUGUAAAUACCAAAGGGAAGAGUGGAGUGAAUGUCCAGGCCCUACGCAUCCUCUGGGACAAGAAGGGGGCGCUGUGCACAGACACGCCUUCUCAUAGGAAGAGUCAACUGCUCAAUAAUAAUAGUAUCAAACAAGAACCUGUGUUACCUCUAAAGUCCACCAGGAAGCUCAAUGGCUCUGUGUCUGUGGAUACUACUGCACUAUCCCAGUGUGUUGCAAACAAAGCCACAUAUCUUGGCUUUGUUUCUCCUGCCUCCUCACUGGACGAUCAUCUACAAAUUGGACCCCCAAGGCCAAAAAACUCAACCCAAAGUGGAGCAGUUGUACCUCCAAAUUCACCCAUUUCAACCCCUUCGCAGGCACAGGUUACCUACUCCUGCCUCGUCAAACCAGAAAACCGAAGCCAGUCUUUACCAUGUCUGGAACAAAAUGAACAACCUUUGAGACCCCCAACUCCAACCUACACGCCCAAAAAGGUCAACAGCUUCAUCUACUCACUGGUGACUGAGGAGGCGUUGAGGUCUAACCCCCUCUAUACGGCAGCAGAGGAAUUGCAGGGGGUCGCUCAAUAUGCAGAGGUGGGAGAUAUAGCUAAAAAUGUGAAUCUCAUGCAUGAAGAUAUGACAGAAAGGAAAAAGGAAGGUUUCAGCAACACUUAUGAGAGCAUGGAGGAGAGGAAGACCAAGAAGAACAAGUCCAAAAAUAAAGAAUGGAAGAACUUCUUCACUGACUACAUGAAGAAAUAG
Molecule: messenger RNA, 1251 nt
Organism: Periophthalmus magnuspinnatus
Lineage: Eukaryota; Metazoa; Chordata; Actinopteri; Gobiiformes; Gobiidae
Gene: sh2d7
Product: SH2 domain containing 7
Exons: 7
Coding region: 4-1251 (415 amino acids)
Cellular component (GO): cytoplasm
Source: RefSeq, a predicted model, not a curated record